Exophiala mesophila is the source of this 1965-nucleotide messenger RNA. RefSeq lists its product as uncharacterized. The coding region runs from base 201 to 1832 and encodes 543 amino acids. The transcript is spliced from 5 exons. Gene Ontology annotation, cellular component: MIS12/MIND type complex. NCBI's taxonomy places the organism in Eukaryota, Fungi, Ascomycota, Eurotiomycetes, Chaetothyriales, Herpotrichiellaceae. The record is from RefSeq and is a predicted model, not a curated record. Gene Ontology annotation, biological process: mitotic sister chromatid segregation; cell division.
CUCCUACCACCGAACCUACGCUUCGCCUUGUGCAAAGCUCAACAUCCACAAGAAAUCCAUUACAAUCACUCGCUGACCUCCAUCAUCCUUAUUAUGCGCUAUUCUCACAUGUGACGCGUGGACGCAGAUGCUGCGCGCGCUUCAACUGAUCGCGUCACCUCAAACUCCUAUCCACCCACCCGACUCAAAGCACGACAAGCAUGCUUGUUUCGCGACAACCCUUACAAACCCUUCCGAUGUCAUCGAGCCAGAGGCAACAAAGAACCAUCCACUCCCGCCUGCACGACAAAGAUGACGCGCCCAUACACCCUAGCCGAUUCAACGCCUCUACCGAUCUCAGACCUCCCACUGCUAGCCGCGACUCAAAACGGUCGUCCCUUUCCCGAACUGUUAACGAGAAAAAGCGAAAAAUGGAUUAUGACGAGGAUGACGACGGUUUCCUGUUCACGCGUGUCAAGAAAAACAAAUCAGAAACUUCGGCGGUGCCGCAACCGUCAGCAUCCGCCCAGCCCGUUACCGCCGUCCCGCAAAAAGUUGAACGUGGUGCACCCAAACCCGGGCCUGCGACGGAAGAUGAGCCGCAACCAGCCCCUAAGAAAAGAGGGAAGAGACUAUCUUUUUCAACACCCAACCCAAAGGACAAUGUUGCGCCCCGAAGAUCAAAGCGCCUUUCGCGAGAACACGACCCAGGCAAUGGCAGCCCUAUAUCGAUGUCCGUCAAACUAGAGAAACCAAAACCCCAGAAAUCAUCACCCAGCAAAAGCAAGAGAAAGUCGCCAGCGAAGACUGUGGAUGCGGCGCAACAGAAGGUUGUCCCCCAGCAAAUAAGCAGCGAGGUCCCCGAACAGGCCGAGAAUGUCGAGGUUGCCGUGCCCGAGUCCAAGGCGACCGAGGUGGUGACCGCAACGGAGAAGCAUUCAGAAACCAAGAUCGCGCUUCCUUUCGCCGACACGCCUGUCAUCAAACGAAAUAAAGCCAUGCGGGAGGACAACCACAGAAAAGGUGAACGGCGAAGUAGUCUAGGCAUGCGAGGACGAAGGGCAAGCUCUCUAAUUGAAACCGGCAAUUCCAAUGCACUCCCCCAUCACGAAGUCGCCAUUCCCGACUUCUACAAGCAUAUUGAAAGCGAUGGUCUUCCAGAGCCGCGGCGCAUGAGACAACUCCUCACAUGGUGUGGAACUCGGGCGCUGGACGAGAAGCCAAUGGGAACCGACUUUGAGGAUUCUAGUGCACGAUCAGCGGCUCGAGUUAUAGAAGAAGAAUUGCUCAAAGAUUUAGCCAAUCGAUCCGAGCUUUCAGACUGGUUCAGCCGUGAAGAGUUGGCGGUUCAGCAGAAGCCGCUACCAGAACGGCCGAAUCCCAAAAAUGUCCAAAACCUCGAAAAAAUUGGAGAAUUGGAGACUCAGAUAAAGAGACUUCGAGCAGAAAAAGAAGCCUUGGAAUCUCUCCUACGGCCUCCUAGCCUCCCACCUAGAGGUGAUGCAAGAUCUCCAGAGCCAGAUAGGUCACUCUUGUCUGCAAGCGACCUUGCAGCCGUGGACGUAUUGACCCAGAAUCCAAUGCCGGGCGAGAGGAUUACACAAGAACUGAACGCUGUAUUUGAGUCAGUGGGCCCCACCAUUGAUUCAUUUGCAGAUAGUAUUCAUAAAAUUGGUCAAUACCGUACCGCCGCUGAUAAUGUGGCGGAUCGAGUUCUGGCCAUGUGUGCGGAAAUGUUGGAGCAGCGGGAAAAACAAGGCCUCAAGCGAGCACUGAUGUCCGAGCAGGGCGAGAAGACGCCGCCGAAGGACCUUGUUGGAGUACUACGAAGCCUGAGCAGGGUUGAAAGAUGAUGCAUCCCUGGGUGGAGCAGCCUGACAACCCAACAGAGAAGACGGAUUCCAAGAAGUUGUAUAAAGAAAGCCACGAUGAAUGCAAUGCUGUGAUGACAUACUGAAAGCGAGAUCAUGCUAGCUUGGAAUACCC